This is a messenger RNA of Cygnus olor (mute swan), 769 nucleotides long. Its product is annotated as coiled-coil domain-containing protein 81-like. NCBI's taxonomy places the organism in Eukaryota, Metazoa, Chordata, Aves, Anseriformes, Anatidae. The record is from RefSeq and is a predicted model, not a curated record. Bases 138 to 485 code for a protein of 115 amino acids. Gene Ontology annotation, cellular component: centrosome. The transcript has 4 exons.
CACUUGUCCCUGAGAGGCCGAGGGGACUCCAGGCACUCUCCAGGGAGUUGCUCUUGCCACUGCUCUGCUUUGGAGGAGCUGCUCUGCAGUGAGGAGGAGAAGGUGGCGAGAGAGGCCACAGCAGGGGUGGAACUGAGAUGGCAAAAUACUUCUCAGGGCCUUGCAUGCCUCCAACAACUGAGAAGCUCUUAAAUUCUGAGCUCGCUAAGAUUUGGGCCAGCGCCUCCUAUUACCUGAGUCAACAGCUGGCUCUCCACCAGGCUGUCCGCAUUCCUAGCCUUGGAACAUUCACAGUUGUCACAGAGCAAGUAGCCAGCCAGAAAAACGACAUCGUGACUGUUGAGAGACCCAUGUUUCAUCUGGCUAAGGCUAUUGUGCACAACCAUGACCUCCGAUACGACUACAUAGACGUUCCAGGCCACCUGCAUUUUGAGGAACUGCCGUACGCUCAGAUCGCCUCAGAAACAAUGUCUCUGAGAGCUUAGUGCGGCUUUGCGUAGAAAGGACCACGCGUCUCUUCUGUGUCUGCAUAGAGGACAGGCAGAACAUUGCCUUCCUUUGGAGAGACGUUGGCAUGCUGAUCAUCGAGGGCAAGGACGUUAAAAUGAAAUUCUAUGAAGACUUUCUGAAAAAAGCUGAAUGGGACAACAAAUGCUUUGCAAGCUCUUCUCAGGGUAGGAUUUUCAUUUUCCCAGCACUACCCAUGGUUCUUCUGAAGUGCCUUCCAGGGACUGGGUGGCUGCUUUCUCCUGGCCUGUCGUGCUUCUUC